ACACUGCUUGCCGCUUGCGUCUCAAAUCUGGCGUCAUCGAUCACUGAGUGGCGGAAGGCAUGGUGUGAAGUAUUUAUGUAACUUCACUCCGAUGAGGCGAAUAACAGCUCGCUGUUAACAACGGAUUGGUUAGAUCAAGCAUUGUGGGUCAAAAUUGUGAAGUUAUCGCGGGCCGCUAAGUUAGGAUCCCGAAGAUGGGCUCCGGCCAGAGUGCCCGUAAGUUGACCAUCUCGAAUGAAGAAGAGAUCGGGGUAAUCAAAGUGUCCAACGCGAUUGUGCAGCGUCUUGCUCAGAGCGAGAGAUCGGGAAUCGGCGAAUCCUCCUCUGACAGACCCAGUACGCCGCUGCAACGUCCACCACCUCCUGCUGCAACGAUAGCUCAAACUGCUGACACGACAUCCGGACAGCCGGCGUAUUAUUAUCCUGAAAUAACAAUAUCCGCUCUACAAAUGCAGCAACAAAAGGAGAACGAGCUGAGGCAACAAGAGGAAUACUGGCAGAGGCGCUUGCAGAAUCUGGAGGAUGGUUAUCAAAAUGUCACUCGCGUCCUAGAAAAUGAAUAUAAGAAGGCUAUUAGUGAAACUUCUGUUCCUAAGGCUGGACAACCUGCCGACAUUCAAGGUAUAAUGCAACCGUGUCUGGAGAGUAGUAGUAAACUUGUAAAAUGUUACCAGGACCAUCCCAAGCAAACUCUGAAAUGUUCGAAUUUGGUAGAAGAAUUUUCAAAUUGUGUCUGGAAUGUGCAGUAUACACGUGUGAUUGAAACGCGUUCGUAAUGCUUUAUUUACAGCAUUUUCACACGAAGGACAUUUAGUUGAUAAAUAAAAAAUUAAAUGAUAAGGUGUAAUGCCUAAAGUGCUUAUUUUAAUCUCAACAAAAUAUUGUUGAUAAAAGGUAGUAUAAAACGAAGAGAGUACAGCGCAGAAAAAUGUAAAAAAUAAAUUAUUUAAGGGAAAUAUAUUGCAGUUUAUAAUAAAAUGUUAACUGUUAUACAAAGUAAAUAUUGUUAGACG
This is a messenger RNA of Linepithema humile (Argentine ant), 1013 nucleotides long. It is a transcript of the gene Chchd3, whose product is annotated as Coiled-coil-helix-coiled-coil-helix domain containing 3. Gene Ontology annotation, biological process: inner mitochondrial membrane organization. Gene Ontology annotation, cellular component: MICOS complex. The record is from RefSeq and is a predicted model, not a curated record. Lineage: Eukaryota; Metazoa; Arthropoda; Insecta; Hymenoptera; Formicidae.